Molecule: messenger RNA, 678 nt
Organism: Episyrphus balteatus (marmalade hoverfly)
Lineage: Eukaryota; Metazoa; Arthropoda; Insecta; Diptera; Syrphidae
Product: thioredoxin, mitochondrial
Exons: 3
Coding region: 159-575 (138 amino acids)
Cellular component (GO): cytoplasm
Molecular function (GO): protein-disulfide reductase activity
Source: RefSeq, a predicted model, not a curated record
AAAAAGAAAAAAAGAAAGAAAAUUUUGCAACACGUUCAAAAUUUCAGUACACAACUCAGCUGCUGAAAACUAGAAGUUUGCAAUAAGAAGAAAACAAACUACGUCAUAUUUUGUUUUUGGAGAAAAUCACUAAAAAAAAAAUAAAAACAGCAACAAAAAUGUUUACCUUGGCCCGAACACAACCUCUCACCAGCCUUGUGCGCUCCAGCAUCCGUUCCAUAACAGUUUCACAUCCUCGUCAGGAAAUCUUCAAAGUCCAAAGUCAAAAGGAAUUUGAAGAAAAAGUAAAAAACAGCAAACAACCAGUGAUUGUUGAUUUUUUUGCAACAUGGUGUAAUCCAUGCAAAAUGCUUACACCUCGCAUUGAAUCGGUUAUUGGUGAAAAAGCCGGUGCUAUUGCUCUUGCCAAAGUCGAUAUCGAUGAACACAGUGAAUUGGCACUCGAUUAUGAAGUUGCUUCUGUGCCAGUCUUGAUGGUUAUCAAAGAUGGUAAGGUUCAGACUAGGCUAGUUGGUCUGCAGGAUACAGACAAAUUGCGGGCAUGGGUUGACAAGGCUGUGGAAGAUGCCAAAUAAUGAGAUAAAGUGCAAAGCACAAGAGCGAAAGAAAUCUUUAAGUGAUAUACAAAAAUUAUGCUUUAACAAGAAUUUGAUUAAAUAGGAAGUUACUUCAAAUGUU